AUGGCAGAUCCAGCGCACGCCCAUGUUGUGGCUUCUGACAGCCUCCAAGCUUUGAUUGAACAGACUUUUGCCAACCUCAAGGUGGGCACACCUGUGCUCGAUGAUCUACAAAAGGCGGCAACAAAGUAUCAGGCUGCCAUGGUUCAAGCUAACAUGGCUGCCCUCACCUUUAUCGACUCACUGAGCAAGGUUGCCGUGUCGGCCUCGCGAGCGCGGGGCGCCACACAAGAGCUUGGACAAGUCAUGCAGAAACUUGUUACACAACACCACUCUAUUGUCGCCAGUCGUGAAGCGCAAGCGGGCAAGCUCAAUUCCCAAUUGAUCUUGCCCCUGCAAAAGCGACUCAAAUCGGAGGCUAAGAAACUGCCCAAAAUGGAAGAGGAUUUUAAAAACGGUGCCAAACAGCUGCGCUCUGACCUCAAGAGAGCUGGACAGUCCACGAUUAAGGCUCAAAAGAGUGUGCGCAAGCGUGGCACAGACAAGGAGCAAUCGGGUCUUGAUCAGGCCACUGAAAUUCACACCCAUCGCGCACGAACCCUGGAAGCCUUUCACCAAGCAACAUUGCGUGACAUUCUCAUUGAAGAGCGGCGGCGCUACGCCUACCUCGUGGACAAUUGGUGUUCAGUGUUUGAUCUCGAUUUUCGUCAAAGUGAAGAUCUAAUGCGCUUGCUCAGCGAGGCCAUCGCACUGACCGCCCACGCAGACGAACUACCGCCCUCUUCUGAACAGCUGAUUGGACAACAUGGAAGCAACGGGCUGAUGUAUGAGGUGACUCCCAUCGGUGCCAACAACCCUCGUGUCCACCCAUCUCCCUUGACUCAAGAGUACCAAGCCAAGCUCCUGCCGCCCGGAGCGCCACAGGAAGGAUUGGGUGAAGGUGGCUACGAGGCAUCAACUGGUCAACGAAAUCCGCGCUCCAAGGCACAUAGCGUGAGCACCCACCAGCCCUCCGGGGCAGUGCCUCUAGAUCUGGUUCUAGCUCAACAACGAGCCAACCUGAGUAAAUCACAUCCGUUUGACUAGCAUGACAAUGCUAGUUGCAGUUGUCAGCAGACUGCGCCUGAUGUUGUGAGCGGUACUUGACUUGCACUCCUAUUGAAUUCUUCGCUUGUCCCACGCGCGCACCGUGGUCGCUUGCGGACUUUUGUUUGGUGUCCAUCCCGUCAAGGGAUGGCUCACCUCGUGCCAUUGCUGGCCAGUGACACGGCGCGAGCCUUGCCUUUGACAGUAGUGGGAAAUUUUGACUGUUUAACAAUCGAUCGGGUCU
Monosiga brevicollis MX1 is the source of this 1267-nucleotide messenger RNA. RefSeq lists its product as uncharacterized. Gene Ontology annotation, cellular component: nucleoplasm; cytosol. The transcript is spliced from 8 exons. The record is from RefSeq and is a predicted model, not a curated record. The coding region runs from base 1 to 1023 and encodes 340 amino acids. Gene Ontology annotation, biological process: positive regulation of actin filament polymerization; actin filament bundle assembly; plasma membrane organization. Lineage: Eukaryota; Choanoflagellata; Craspedida; Salpingoecidae.